Molecule: messenger RNA, 420 nt
Organism: Aspergillus heteromorphus CBS 117.55
Lineage: Eukaryota; Fungi; Ascomycota; Eurotiomycetes; Eurotiales; Aspergillaceae
Exons: 1
Source: RefSeq, a predicted model, not a curated record
AUUCAUAUGAAAGAUGAUCCAGGUUUUGCAGAUGAUGGCAGAGAUCUUUGUCGAUAUCGUUGCGAGUCGCAAGCAUAUCAGGCCUUACAUAUCAACGGCAUCUGCAAGCUAGGGAUUGUGCCAUAUUUUUAUGGUAUAUUUGAAUCAUUUGAUCCCCAACUGCUUGGAUCUGCCCUUGAAUCAUUUGAGAAAUAUCAUAAUCUUCCAUGUGCGAUUCUACUAGAAUAUCUACCGAAUGCAACAAGCUUUGAACAUGCCAGUCUCUCUUCAGAAUCUAUCAGUACAGCAAUUUUAAAUCUGAAGAUUAUUCAUGGCGCGCGUGUUGUUCACAAUGAUGCAUAUCCAAAAAAUACUCUUAUAGCCCCGGGGACUAGAUCACAACGCGUUGUUUGGAUAGAUUUUGAUGUGUCCAUUGUUUUU